Fusarium vanettenii 77-13-4 is the source of this 965-nucleotide messenger RNA. RefSeq lists its product as uncharacterized. The transcript has 4 exons. The coding region runs from base 89 to 784 and encodes 231 amino acids. Gene Ontology annotation, biological process: protein import into mitochondrial matrix. Gene Ontology annotation, cellular component: TIM23 mitochondrial import inner membrane translocase complex. The record is from RefSeq and is a predicted model, not a curated record. Lineage: Eukaryota; Fungi; Ascomycota; Sordariomycetes; Hypocreales; Nectriaceae.
CUCCUACGUCAGCCUUUUGUUGGUUCAAUCUUUGGAUUUAUUGUCAGGACAAAAGUCCUGAUACCAUGGCUGCUGUGAGACCGCCAGGAUGAAGCCAACCACCUCCUUGAUUCCGAUCCGAUCGACCAUCUUCGUGGGGUGCCCCUCCAAACUACAACCUCUCUUACUUUCGCGAUGCUAUGCGACACAUAAAGGCGUGGGCGCAACACCCCAGGGCCCUAAGCGGAGGGCAGUAACACCAUUCAACGAUACGGGAUAUGUGCCAUGGAGCCAGCUCUCGGUGGCAGAGAAGGCUGGCCGAGCUACACAGCAGACUGUCAACUUUGGCAUGAUUCUGAUCGGCCUCGUGCUCACUGGUGGUGUGACAUAUUUUAUGUGGACCGAAGUCUUUUCCCCCGAUAGUAAAAUCUCAAACUUCAAUCGCGCCGUCGACAGAAUCAAGGACGACCCUCGAUGUUUAGAGCUGCUCGGCGACGCCAAGAAGAUCUCGGCGCAUGGAGACGAAACGUUCAACAAGUGGAGACGGGCACGCCCUGUUGCGUCCACGGAGUCUGUUGAUGCCCAAGGAAACCAACACUUGCUGAUGCAUUUUUAUGUCGAGGGGCCAUUGAACAACGGCGUUGCGCGACUGCACAUGAUCAGGCAUCGUGGACAAGGCGAUUACGAGUACAAGUACUUCUUUGUGGAUGUAAGGGGCCACGAGAGGGUCUACCUCGAGCACGAAGAGACAGCUGCGUCGAAACUGGGAAAGAAGCUCAGCUUCUUUGGUGUCAAGUGGGGUUGAACCACGGCGCCAAGUGUAUCAAUACCGUUUCCCACCAAGGACGAUAUUUGUCCUUGGUCUGGAAAGCCUCUGCCAUGGCGUUGACGAUGUGAUGAGCAGGCGUGGUUUCCUUGUAUCAUAUCCUGGUUGCUUGGCCCCCAGUCAGCUUCCACUUGUAUCUAUUAACUUGGCUGAUGAUGUU